ACGUAGUUUACUCACUAUUAUUCUCGAUUUCACCAGAUCUGCUAACAAAAAUAAAAAUUCCCGCAGAACAAGGUUUAAAAAUAUACAUAUUCCUGCAAAGUGGAGUUCUAUCCACAAGUCGUCGUCGUAAAUAGUGUUAGAGAGUUUUAAUGCAGAAGAGCUGAUGUAGAGAACAGUCUUCUGUUCGAUUAGCGAUUGCAUUGCGUUUUGGUAGUGAUGUUCGUAAACAAAUAGAAAAAUAGUGCGAGUCGUGAACAUAGAGGAAUGUGAUUCAUGCAUUGAAAGCGACUUCCCUGAGAUACUGUUAAAUUGUAUGUCGGUAUAGCUCGAUCGUUCAUCUAAGCUCAAACUGAAGCGAACCAUCAAGCAAGUAUUUCCACCAUACAGAGUGAAUUCCUAAUUUUAGGAACUUAAGAAAUAACAGUGAUGAGCGCGCCACCUGGACCAGGAGCAGCAUACGCUCCUUACGCACCGUAUCCACCGUCGGACGAUAAAAUUGGCGGAUAUGCUGCACCUUAUCCACCGUCUGGACCACCGAACAGUGGAAUGGGCUAUCCACCAGGGCCUGGAAAUGCGCCUUAUCCCCCAGGUCCACCGAUGGGAGCCUAUGGAGCUUACUAUUAUUUUCAGCCUGCACCCUACCCUCCAGGACCUCUGGCGCCAGGCAUGAUGAUGCAUCAGCCACAACAAUACGCGCCAUCGCAGCCCUAUGGAGCCUAUCCGCCGCCCGUUAUGGUGCAGCCUGGAAUGCCUGGUCAGCCACCACCGCAAGUCGCACAGGCCGGAGCACCACAAGCAGCAGCAGGUGGCUGGAUGAGUAUUCCUCAAGGAAUACCGAGUUGUCCUCCCGGCUUGGAAUACCUUACUUCAAUUGACCAGCUUCUGGUGCACCAAAAAGUUGAGCUUCUUGAAGCGUUCACCGGUUUCGAGACGGCCAAUAAGUACACUGUCAAAAAUACUCUCGGCCAGAAGGUGUACUGGGCAGUGGAGGACACCGAUUGUUGCACCCGAAAUUGCUGUGGCCCCGCUCGGCCGUUCGACAUGAAGGUGCUAGAUUACUACCAGAACGAGGUGCUACACUUCAACCGACCAUUGCGCUGUUCGUCCUGUUGUUUCCCAUGUUGUUUACAAACGCUGGAGGUGUCAGCCCCGCCUGGCAACGUAAUCGGAACGGUCGAACAGAAUUGGUCCAUAUUCACGCCGCAGUUUAGCAUCAAGGACCAAUCUGGUAACACAGUGCUUCGAAUCGAGGGACCUUUCUGUACGUUUAGCAUUUGUGGUGAUGUUGAAUUUAAGGUGGUUGCCAACGACGGCAGUCAGGUGGGUAAAAUUUCGAAGCAGUGGUCCGGUUUUGCGCGUGAGGCAUUCACUGAUUCGGAUCACUUUGGAAUCAACUUCCCCAUGGAUUUGGAUGUUAGGGUGAAAGCUACGUUAUUGGGUUGUCUGUUUCUAAUUGAUUACAUGUUCUUUGAAAAAUCAGGAAACAAGGAAAGUGAUCGACCAGGAAUGUUCUAAAAAAUAUGAGUUACGUACUUAAGAUAUUCAUGAUUGCAACCUUAAUAGUUUUAAUGUGUUGUAUUAUUUUUUUGACGUUGUGAGUGCGGUAAUUCGGGGGCAAAUUGAUCACUUCAAAGAAUUUGCAUUAAAAAGCACACAGUUAGGGUUAGGGUUGUUACAAAAAUCGAGGAUUUCAAGGAAAUCUCACUCAUCAUCUCUGUAUACACUCACAAUAACAUACGGCGAGAGAAGUUUUUUGCAACUGAAAAAACACACUCAAUAAACUAAAAAAACAAUUGCGGGGGCACCAAUUCUGAAGAUGUAUUUCAAAUUGAUUUACACAGCUGUGCGUAAAAAUUAUAGUCCUCAAUGCAAAAUGAGGGAGAGCAAAGCGUUUUAUCAUAGCUUCUUGGUGGGAGCUGCCUAUUCAAAUCUGUCCAAAUUCUAUACAAGUGUGAUAACCUUGUUUUCAUGCUCGCUGAUUCGAACACUAAGGAAAGUGGUCGCAUUUCAUACGACAAUCUUAUGAAAUAUUUUAAGUUCAUUUAAAAAAGUGUAACCUGGUUUCGAACGCCGUGAUUAGGAGGCGUGUAAUCGAUUACACCACACGCUCACUGACGCUUCAAGGAAUCGUUUUGUUGGAUAUCCGCUUAGUAGUCGCUUUUCUUUCUUCAUGUCCAAAAUAUCCAAAUUACUAUGUAUCCGCAUUUCAGAAGCACAAAUAUCAACAAACAAGGAACCAACAGGUGUUAUCUUCAUUGGUUAGUUGUUUUUUUUGCAUCCAAUGAUGUCUUUUUUUCUAAAAAAUGCUCUUUGAUUUUGGAUCAUCCAAACCUGAAAAUCUAAACGGUUAUAUUUUUAAUAUACACCAAACUAGUGAAUUUUUUUUCUAAAUGUCAUGUGGAUUGACUCCAGUGCUACAUUGCGCGCAAAUUAUGCUAAAUGAGCAAAAUGCAAUGGCGUGAAAACACUUGUACAUUUUCAGUGUGCCCUCGUGCGGCUAUGUCGUGUAUUUUUGUCAAAUUGAAAUGACAUUUAAAAAAAUCAAACAUCCCUCCAUUAGUUGCACUUACUGAAUAAAAAUUAUUUAAAUGUUUGGAUUGCAUUUUCAAAUAAAGUAGAACAACACUGGCUGCAUCGCAAUAUAAGAUUUUGCAAGAAGUAUAUUUGUCCCAUAUGAAUAAGAAACCCAGCAAAGGAGGGACAGAUAUGUGAUUAACGGCAGUAUAAUACUGUGCUAAUCAGUUCAGAAUGACAAAAAGGUAUUGAGGAAAACUGUCAGAAUCUACAUGAGCGAUUAGGACAGAAACUAAUAUAAAAGUGAUCAAUUUAGUCUUUCUGAUUUACCCCCGGGUUACGGUACUAAGGAAAGAUCCAUUAACCACGUAAUGCAAAAAAUUGUCAUUUUGAAUAUCCCCCCUCCCCCUACGUCACACUUUUUGUAUGGAGCAUCUGAAAAUUUUGUAUGGAUCAUUACACUUCAUGCGACCUCCCCUCCCCCUCCUAGCAUUAUGUGAUUUAUAGAUGUUCCCUUAUGCAAACAUAUGAUACAUAUUUGUUCCUAAUCCCAGAAUAGUUUUGUGGUCAAAAUUACUAUAUAUGUUGAGUGUUAAUUUUAAAAUAUUCACCAAACAUUUUCAACUGACUUAAAUUUUUACCAUACUGAUCGAGCAUGGUAGUCUAUUGACUACCGCUUUUGCUUUGUAAGUGGGAGGUCGUGGACUCCAUCCCAGUCUCGAUCCUUUCCUACUUUUUAUCUUCAUUCUAUAUCUUUUUCACGUUCUACCGAGACUUUCCUCCCUGGUAUACCCUUCAUACUAACAAUUCCAAAACCUGCAGUGGCACCCAGGUAUGAUUGGUAGAAUAGUUCUCAGCGCCUCUCUUAAGUAAGGGAUCAACUAUCACAUGGAUGUAACAUGGUGAAUUGUACUGAAGUUGCAUGGUAGUUUUAAGAACUGGACAUAGCCAACAAAAUAGUAAUUUUUACUAUGGUUUUAAUCUGUUUAUGUUAUACUAAAAAAAUAAUCUCAGACCCCUGGAUGAUUAAAUUAUCUGUGUACACUAACAUGAGAAGUAUAGAUGGCUAUGUGUAUAUUGCAGUCUCAUAUAAUCAAAGCACAAAACGAAGCACAAAUUCUACUUUUUCACAUUUAUUGACGCCAAACGGUUUAUAGGUAAAUAAUACAUACUUUUUAUACUCUCUUAUUAUCUUCCAUUGCCAUUAACAUAAUCUCAUCUUUUUAAUGACUUAACGCGCAAGAUAAAUUGACCAACUUUCAAUGCAUUAGAGCAGAUGCAAUGCUUCAGAUGUUUAUAUGUGCUUUGUAACCAAACAGAGAGAUACGACUUAUCUUGCUCGUUGAUCGUACAACUUAUAAGCAUUAAAAAUCUGAGAAGAAAAUAUAUAAUUGUUGUCCAUAAGCUA
Messenger RNA from Armigeres subalbatus, 3922 nucleotides. RefSeq names its product phospholipid scramblase 1 (gene scramb1). The record is from RefSeq and is a predicted model, not a curated record. Gene Ontology annotation, cellular component: plasma membrane. Gene Ontology annotation, biological process: plasma membrane phospholipid scrambling. Gene Ontology annotation, molecular function: phospholipid scramblase activity. NCBI's taxonomy places the organism in Eukaryota, Metazoa, Arthropoda, Insecta, Diptera, Culicidae. The transcript is spliced from 6 exons. Bases 427 to 1515 code for a protein of 362 amino acids.